Pipistrellus nathusii (Nathusius's pipistrelle) is the source of this 1536-nucleotide messenger RNA. NCBI's taxonomy places the organism in Eukaryota, Metazoa, Chordata, Mammalia, Chiroptera, Vespertilionidae. The record is from the annotation of a GenBank genome assembly.
AUGGUGCCCUCCCCCGCGGAGCCCGUCGCUGCAGAGGGGUCGGGCAAGACCGAGGAGCUCAGCCCCGCGUCCGUGGGGACCGCCCCGCCCUCGGGCCCGGGACCCUCCGACGCCAAGGAGGAGGUGGAGGUGGAGCUGGCGGGGCCCGCGGGCGCCCAGCCCCCUGCGCCCCCCGAGGGCGGCUGGGGCUGGCUGGUGAUGCUGGCGGCCAUGUGGUGCAACGGGUCGGUGUUCGGCAUCCAGAACGCCUGCGGGGUGCUCUUCGUGGCCAUGCUGAAGACCUUCGGGUCCAAGGACGAUGACCAGAUGGUGUUCAAGACAGCAUGGGUAAGUUCUCUCUCCAUGGGGAUGAUUUUCUUUUGCUGCCCAAUAGUCAGCAUCUUCACAGACAUAUUUGGUUGUCGGAAAACAGCUGUUGUGGGUGCUGCUAUUGGAUUCAUUGGACUCAUGUCCAGUUCUUUUGUAAGUUCCAUCGAACCGCUGUACCUCACCUACGGAAUCAUAUUUGCCAGCGGCUGCUCCUUUGCCUACCAGCCUUCCUUGGUCAUUCUGGGACACUAUUUCAAGAAGCGCCUCGGACUGGUGAACGGCAUCGUCACCGCUGGCAGCAGUCUCUUCACAAUCUUGCUGCCUCUCCUCUUAAGGGUUCUGACCGACAACUUGGACCUCUUUUACACGCUGAGAAUCCUCUGCAUCUUCAUGUUUGUUCUCUUUCUGGCUGGCUUUACUUACCGACCUCUGGUUCCCAGUGUCAGAGAGAAAGAGAGUGGAAUCAAAGGAGGCAAGAGAUCCUCCUUCUUUUCCCGGAGGAAGUUCAGUCCUCCCCAAAAAAUUUUCAAUUUUGCCAUCUUCAAGGUGAAGGCUUACGCAGUGUGGGCAGUUGGAAUACCGCUCGCACUUUUUGGAUACUUUGUGCCUUAUGUUCACUUGGUGAAACACGUGAACGAACGGUUUAAAGAGGAGCCCAACAAGGAGGUGGUGCUCAUGUGCAUCGGCGUCACUUCGGGCGUCGGACGGCUGCUCUUCGGCCGGAUCGCAGACUACGUGCCUGGCGUGAAGAAGGUUUACCUGCAGGUGCUCUCCUUUGUCUUCAUUGGUCUGAUGUCCAUGAUGAUUCCCUUGUGCAGCGUUUUUGGGGCCCUCAUCGCUGUCUGUCUCAUCAUGGGCCUCUUCGAUGGAUGCUUCAUUUCAAUUAUGGCCCCCAUUGCCUUUGAGUUAGUUGGUGCCCAGGAUGUUUCCCAAGCAAUUGGAUUUCUGCUCGGUUUCAUGUCUAUACCCAUGACUGUGGGCCCACCCAUUGCAGGGUUACUUCGUGAGAAGCUGGGUUCCUAUGAUGUGGCAUUCUAUCUCGCUGGAGUCCCUCCCCUUAUUGGAGGCGCAGUCCUUUGCUUUAUCCCAUGGAUCCAUAGUAAGAAGCAAAGAGAGAUGGAUAAAACCACUGGAGGAGAAAAGUUGGAGAAAAUGCUGGGGAACCAGAACUCUCUGCUGUCAAGUUCAUCUGGAAUCGUGAAGAAAGAAUCUGACUCUGUUAUUUAA